ACGUACAGGUGAAUACAAGUGUCCAUGGAGUCCAGAAGGUGUCAUUGGAUCGGUCACCUGGAGCUGGAGUUAGCGGCUGUUGCAAGCUGCCCAACAGGGUACUGGAACUAGGGCCCUCUAGAAAAGCAGAUAAACUCUUAACCACUGAGCUCUCUCCUGCCCCACUAUUCUCUUUUUAAGACUCUUCUCAUAGGAGUCGAACUUUAACACACAAAGUCUGUAAGAAUCAAUUGCAACAGGUGGGAAGUUAAUAACACAUUGUACAUUUGGAAAACGCUUUGAUUAAAUCUGAAGUGCGGGGUGUCUCAGCAGUUGAGGGCAUCGGCUGCUGUUCUAGAGGAUGCAUGUUUGAUUCCCAGCAUCCAAAUGCCAGCUCGCAGCCAUCUUUAACUCCAGUUCCAGAUCCAAUGCCAUUUGCUGGCCUCGGUGGGCAGUGCAUGCCUGUAGGGCACAGGCAGACAGACAGACGUGCAAGCAAGACACCCAUACAGAGUUUUAACAGUUGAGAGUAAACCAUGAGUCUAGACGUAGUAACUGACAAUGGCUGGAUCUGACUCAUUGGCUCACAUUUCAUGCUUGUGCUAUAUAGAUCAAAUUAACAGUGACUAAAAACGAAAUGACUGACGAAGGCUGCUCCUGGACCAUCUGAGACAGUCCAAAUACUGACUUGGCUCAAAGAAAAUAAAACUGAAAACCCUUGAUCUCACCCCCAAGAACCAUGCUGCACCCUAUCUGAACCUUGGGCUCUCUCCCUACCAACCUACUCAAAACCACUACUGAGGAUGGUGCCCUACUGCUAAGAAAUAAACAACACACGGGGCCUUUCGGGUCACCUAAAUAGUAGUCAAGAUGGGACCACGCACGGUGCAGUUGACAAUCAGCUCAGUGAAGGUCCUGGGUUUGGUCCCAGCGUGGGGUUGGGGAGCGGACCUUUGAAAGACUGUUUCGGACCUCCCUGAUAUGGACUUAUCUUACACCAGCUGAGGAAAAGAUCAUACGCUCUUGCCCUUCGAUGGGGCCCAUUUUCUAAAGCAAAGUUACUUCCGAGUCAAUUUGCAUAAGGGGGUGUCCCUCUACAUCAUCUCACACCCUCAGCUGAAAACUAAAGGUUCGGCUUUUCUCCACGUGGGAAGAUCUGGGAGCACCCUUUCGGGGUACUGAACGCUCUUCGAGAUCUUGGUUUUGUGUGACGCUUUGACAGAUCCGGCAACGCCAGUUUUAUGUCAGACCAGGGAGUUCCCGAGCUGGGCCCUCGCUCUUAGGAAAGUCUCACAAACUUCUCCCUUCUUCAGCUCCCCAGACGAUGGCACCCUCGGGCUGCUCGGCGCCAGCACGGUCCUAGGGACCCACUGUGUUCUCCCGUCGGUUUCUUCAACCCCUCGUCUGAGGAAAUCUUGAGCUCGUUUCCUUUACCCGCUCUUCAUACAACCGUGCUGACCAGAGCUAGAGUGUGGGAACAUGGCACCCCAAGAUAGGUGCUAAACGCUCGGCGGCGGCAGCGCUCUGCGACUGCGCAGGCGCUGGGAGGCGGGGCUCCCCUUCCGCGCGCUCGCCCCGCCCCUCGCGCCAAGCCGGAACACGCAGGCGCUCUCGGGCGCAGCCGCCCCCGUGGUAGCCACGGACCGGUAGGGGGAAAUGCCCUCGGCGGUUUGCUUCGCUCUGUAGAGGAGCGAUGGGGAGGCGUUGGGCCCGGCCUGGGGUAGGAGGAAGCCCGGCUGUCUCCGCUAGUGCCUGAGCCGUGAUGCGCGUGUGGGCCCUCUUCUCCGCGGUGCUCUGGUCUCUCGUAGGAGUUGGAACGCAGCGUUCUUCCUUAUUCAGUAAGAAAGGCUUUGUGUAUGGCACGAUAGAACAGCCAGUGAAAAUAUACGUAAAGUUACAUCAUAAUAGCCCUGUCCUUAUUUGUAUGGAUAUUAAUCGUGCUAAUAAAGAAAUAGUGGACCCCGCCUACUUGUGGAUUGGGCCAAAUGAAAACACAUUACAAGGGAAUCGCCAAAUAAAUAUAACAAACACAGGAAAACUGGUGGUGAAAGACUUUAUAGAGUCAUUAUCUGGACUUUACACGUGCACUCUUUCCUAUAAGACUAUCAAAGCAGAAACCCAAGAGGAAACUACAAUAAAGAAGAGAUACGACUUUAUGAUCUUUGCCUAUCGGGAGCCUGAUUAUUCUUAUCACAUGGCUGUGCGUUUUACCACGAAAUCGUGUGUCGGAAGAUAUAAUGACCUGCUCUUUCGGGUGCUGAAGAAAAUCCUGGAUAAUUUAAUCUCUGAUUUGUUGUGCCAUGUCAUAGAACCAUCAUAUAAGUGCCAUUCUGUUAAAACUCCGGAGGGCGACUUCGUGUAUGAGCUAUUCAUAGCCUUUCAAGUGAAUCCUUUUGCACCAGGCUGGAAAAGUGUGUGCAACAACUCUUCUGACUGUGAAGAUGCCACUAACCGUAACAUCCUCAAGGCAAGAGAUCGGAUAGAAGAGUUUUUCCGGAGCCAGGCAUACAUUUUGCACCAUCACGUUAAUAAAACUAUACCAGCGAUGCACUUCGUGGACCACAGCUUUCAAGUAGUGCGCAUAGAUAACUGUCGGCCAGGCUUUGGGAAGAACGAAGGUCUGCACACCAAUUGUGCUAGCUGCUGCGUGGUCUGUAGUCCUGGUACAUUCAGUCCUGAUGCCGAUGUCACCUGUCAGAUCUGUGUUUCUGUCCAUACCUACGGAGCUAAGUCUUGCCCAUAAACUUCAAGCCCAGAGAUGAAAGCGUGGUUACUUGCCUCUGAAGGUGGAGACAGAUUUGUUCCCAUCUAAGAGCAUCAUAGACGCCUCCAUACAGUAAGAUCAGUAAGAGCAAGACUCUGGGAACGUGCGUUUAGAACAGAAGAGCUGACAUGGCACCGCUAAGAAGGGUUUGAUUCAGUACCGCCUGUGUGUGAGGGGAAGUUAGUGUUAGUGGAUGCUUGAAAUGAAAUAUGUUCUGUUGUCUAUAAACUAAAACGUGCUUUGUACCUGGUAUUAAGGUCAAAAAGAGAAGUGAAGUAUAAUAAAACAUUUCUAUUUUCCAUA
This is a messenger RNA of Alexandromys fortis (reed vole), 3046 nucleotides long. RefSeq names its product zona pellucida binding protein 2 (gene Zpbp2). The record is from RefSeq and is a predicted model, not a curated record. Gene Ontology annotation, biological process: acrosome assembly; binding of sperm to zona pellucida. The transcript has 8 exons. Gene Ontology annotation, cellular component: extracellular region; acrosomal vesicle; zona pellucida receptor complex. Lineage: Eukaryota; Metazoa; Chordata; Mammalia; Rodentia; Cricetidae. The coding region runs from base 1742 to 2722 and encodes 326 amino acids.